AGACAGACACACAGACAUGAAACGCACACGCAGAACCAUAAUAAUGCAAGCUUGGUUGUGUCUUACGUAGCAUUCGUGUAGGGGGGAAAAUACAGUACACGCUGGUGGCAGGAGACAGGACCAAUACGAGGAAAUGCACGAUGGAGAGAUCGGUCGGGGAUAUUUUUAAAAUGUGCGUUUUUUUGUCUUCACGGAAUUUGUAUUUUAGAUGAGUGAUACAAAAAUACUGGCAUUGGUGGAAACACUCCGUCGGCAGUAGUAGGUCGACAGUAUAGGCAACACAAUAGACCAUCUCUCACACCGUGUUUAAUUGCGGAUUAAGGAAAAUCAGACGGAGGAGGGGAAGGGAAAUAGAACAACAAGGAGACGUUUAUUAUUAGCGGGGAACAGACAGAAAAGGAGAGGAAGACGUGCGGGGGUCUGGUUGAAAUCGUCGCUCGAAUGGUUGUGCAGUGGAUCCCGCGACUAUGCGACGACAGUGCUGGAUGAUAGUGCUAGCGGGAAUGAUGUCGUAUUUCAACCCGGAGAGAGCCCUGGGAGCCCCGCAGAGAGAAGUUUCUCAGUCCAGGGGUGCCACCCUCUCUCCACCACCCUAUGUCGUCAUUCUCAUCUCUUGUUCUGGACUCGUUUCCUUUGUUCUUUUACUUCUGGCCUGUCUGUGCUGCAAAAGAGGAGGAGUGGGAUUCAAUGAGUUUGACAAUGCUGAGGGGGAGGAAUGUUCCGGGGCUUCCAGUCCCCCCCCUGAGGACAGCCUGUCCUCUUGCCCCUCACUGCCUGAGGUCUACACCUUGCCCCUUCGAGACAGGGCUAUAUGCCCUGCUAUACAGGACAAUACAGAUGGAGAUUCUCAUUGCUUCAGAAGGCACACUCUGAACUAUCUUCAAGAGAUUGGCAAUGGCUGGUUUGGAAAGGUUAUCCUGGCCGAGGUGUUGUGUGACUGCAGCUCCUCUCAAGCUGUUGUAAAGGAGCUGAGAGUCAGUGCCAGCCCAUUGGAGCAGAGGAAGUUCCUGGCUGAAUCUGAGCCAUACAGAAGCCUACAACAUCCCAACAUACUCCAAUGCUUGGGCCAGUGCAGUGAAAGCAUUCCGUAUCUUCUAGUUAUGGAAUUUUGUCAGCUGGGUGAUUUAAAGAGGUAUUUGAGAGCUCAGAGGAAGUCAGAUGGCAUGACCCCUGACCUUUUGACCAGGGACCUUUUAACCCUGCAACGUAUGGCAUUUGAAAUCACCUCUGGGCUGUUGCACCUUCAUGAAAACAACUACAUUCACAGUGAUUUGGCUUUAAGGAACUGCCUUCUCACUUCAGACCUGACUGUCAGAAUAGGAGACUAUGGUUUGUCCCAUAACCACUACAAGGAGGAUUACUACCUAACACCAGACAAACUGUGGAUCCCCUUGCGAUGGAUUGCCCCUGAGUUGUUGGAGGAAUUUCGGGGAGGACUGAUAGUCACUGACCAGACUAAAACCAGCAAUGUCUGGUCACUUGGGGUGGUGAUUUGGGAACUUUUUGAAUUUGGCUCUCAGCCUCACAGACAUCUGAGUGACGAAGAAGUGUUGACCUUUGUGAUUCGAGAGAGGCAGAUCACACUGGCACAGCCCAGACUCAAGCUUGCCCAUGCAGACUAUUGGUAUGAGGUCAUGCAGUCUUGCUGGCUGCCCCCAUCCCAGCGCCCCUCCGUUGCAGAAAUCUUCCUCCUCCUGUCCUCCCUCUUGGCUGCGGAACGACGAAUGUGCAGGAGAAGUGUAGGAGAGGAGGAUGAAGACGAAGUUGAGGACGAAGAAGGAGGGGGGAGGGGGAGGAGGGGGGAGAGUGAUGAGUCUUUCGAGAGGCGGUGGGACUCCCUUCGUCCCCCAGCCUUCCAAGCGGCAGCAAGUGAGCGACAGAGAGAGAGGGAAAGAGAAAGGGAGGAGGGAGGGUGCAGGGGUGCGAAUGGCAACUCCUUCCCUCUGCUAGACCCAGUGGGGAACACCAUCGCCCCGUCUUCAUCUGAACUCGACGACAUAUUGACAGUAACGGAGACCAGCAAAGGACUGAACUUUGAGUAUUUCUGGGAGAAGGCCCAUGGGAGGCGUGGUUAUAAACCUCUCCCGCCUCCACAACCAAUCCCGACUGCUAACUCCACCCACAGACACUCCCUUGACACACCCACUGUCGUCCCGGUGAUCAGUGCUCGCAGCCCCUCAUUGGCCAGUGAGUACUACAUCCGUUUGGAGGAACACACCCCACAGGACAAAUCCCCUGCUCUUAAAGGGAAAGCACACUCUUUGCCUGGAACUAAAGGCCAUCAUAUCAUGAGAUCAGACUCAAUGUGCCCUGGGGAUUUGGAACUGGUGGAGAUUCGUAGCAGUGCUCUAGGGAAGGACAGAGCAGCGUUCAGCCCUCAGGAUGAGUACAAGAAAGGGAGCAAGCUGCUUCAGACCGUGAGGUCCAGCGAAGUUCAGGUGCUAGUGCCGAACACCGGUUUGGUUGAGUUCAGUAAAGAGGGUUGUAACAGGGUGACGGAUUUCGCGGUGGUGGACAUUGGGGAGAAAGAGGGGGGAGUAGAAGGAGAGGCUAAGCAAAAAUUCCCUGGAUCGUCGUUGGGUCCCCCGGCACCUGCCCUCCCUCCCAAGCCCCGCUCCGUGUCCACCUCGUCCACUAAUUACCUUCACUCCCGUCCUCUCCCAGCCCCUCCGCUCGGAUAUCACAGAGCUCAGGGCUUGGCGCAUUUUUCUAGCUCCUCAUUCCCAAUCGGAAAAAUGGAGUCUGCCGACCCUCCGUUGAUGAGCAACUGCACUGGUUCAAAGGCUACUUUUGACCCAUUAGGGUUCAAUCGCCCACGCCAGACCCUGCCACCCUCCCCUUCUCUUUCUCCCUCCAUACCCCCUUCUUCUGGCACCCAUCCCUUGUUCCCACCACCUCAUUCCCCUCCUCCCCCUCUCCCACCCCAUUAUAAACUUCAAAGGGGUCCUUACCCUAACUUCCCUGGAGAUGCUUAUUUCAAUCAAGCAAACAAACCCACAGUGUACUCACAAAGAGACCCAUUAGCCUGUGAUUAUCCCGACAUGAAACCGUUCAGCAAAGGCAUGAGACGUUCACAGUCUCUGCUCAAUUCAAAGGACGUGAAAGAGUUCCACUGUCAGUCAAAAGAUGCUGAAUCCCCAAUUCGCCAAGAUACACUUUAUCCAAAAAUGACCCGCUCUCAAUCCAUGAUCCCAAAAAUAGAGAGAGAGUGCUCCUCAAGCCCGACAUAUUCAGACGAGGAUGAUUCACCAUUUUCCUCACCCACUAAACCACAUAGUGGAACUGCCAUCAAACACAUACAUUUAUCUGAUGAUCUAGAUCCUGCUACAUCUGAGCUCAUCUCCAGGGGGAUGAGGAGGACCCAGUCCCGCCUCGCCACCAUUCUUCCAGCCAUUUGGCAAGAAGAUGCUGAGUUGCUGAAGGAGGGCGUGUCUGCGUCCAAAAAAUCCCCCAUGCACCUGUUUCUGACUGAGAUUUCCAACGUUAGUGAGUCUAGGGACACGAAGUUUGAGGAUAGCUCGUGGGAUUUGGGGAGUGACUCAAAAGGUGAGUGCCAGAAAGGGGGUGAGAGAGCAGAACCCUUGGUCUGUCCUACUCAAGGGAUGCGCCGUUCCCAAUCGCUGGUGACAGAGCUGGGCUCUGCAAAACAAGCAUGGGGACCAAUAGAGACGCAGAAGGACACCAGUGAUGUACUCAGAAAGGGACCUUUCCAAACAGAAUUGUUCCUUACAGAAAUCGAUAGUGGAAAAAUGGAUGCAGAGGCCAGUGGAGAUGUGGAAAGAAACUCUGAACGAAAACUGCCUCCUCUCUGGGACUCAAAAUCCCAUCACCAACCCUACCCCCCUGUUCUCCCUACAUAUGCAGAAGCAGAGGAGGCCUUCACUAGAGGGAUGAGAAGGUCUCGUUCUUUGCUGUCAGAAAUAACUCCAGGAAGAUCAGACACACAGUCCCAGAAGAGUGAAAUGACAAGGGAAGACUUCUUGAAAGAGAUCCGAUCAGCCGAGACCUUUCUGACAGAGAUCAUGUCAAGGAAACAUGGAUCUGCCUCAACCAAUCUCGAGAAAGACGAAUCUCUUACUAAUACUCCAGAAUCACCUGAAUAUGAAUCAGUAUGCAUAGUUCCUGAUUCUUCUCAAACUAUUAGAUUUCAAAGUGAAAAACCACCCAGUGCCACAGAUGGAUGUCGCGAAAAUGCAACAGAAGCUAUUUAUGCACAAGUUACAAAGCGUUCGAAGAGAACUGAAAUUAAAGUCCGCCCUGAAAUUCCAGUCCUGCAGAUUGGAUCAAACAAUGUAACAGCAGAUACACCCAGCCUGGAACAAGGAAAGUUUACUAAUGCAACUAGCCCAGUCAAUUCCCCUGCAGGGAAAUUAGAAGUUUGUGAUGCAUUGAAUUCACUGACUAAUUCUGAAAUUCAGUCACAGUCUAAAUCACAGUCCCAAAGUGAUGGUUUUGUAUUCUCAGAGAUAAUGCCAAAAAAUGGGCUUCUCCUUGAUCAGAUAUCUCCAGGGAUGAAAGAAGACUCAGUGCCUAGGAAAGCCAGUCCUGUUGGGAUAGAGGAGAGAGAAGCAGAGGCGAGACUGAAAUUAGGAUCAACUGAGCAGGGGGAGGGAGUGUCCAAAGAUAGUUCUACUUUGCCAGACUUUUCUGGAGGGGAACUAAAAUCUAGACAAGGAGUAGAGCUUUCAAGACAGUCAGAAGUCCAGUCCUUAUCUCAGGACGGUGUCACUGAAGUUACCACAGACUCAUUGGUGGAAUCCAACAAGCUGGACUCCCAUCCUUCUACAAAUGAUAUAGAUGGCAACGGUCAAAUGACUGCGGGAGAAAAGAGUAGUGAAAUUACAGAGGCUCUCUUGGAACAAAGCACUGUUAUACCUGGUGGACAGACACUAAAAGCUGAUGACAGCAUUUUGCAUGGCUUGAAGACAGACGGGUGGCAAGCAGAUCAGAGGAUUGUGAAUGAUGAUUUUUCCAAACAGUCUGGUAAUAUCCCUUCUCACAUGGAUGUAUCUAGUAUCGGUCUGAGUUCAAAAACCCCUGACAGUCUAAAUGAAACAAGGUCUCAAAAUCUUUCACAACACUCCAGUGUGUCAGAUAAAUCUGUCGAUGACAGAGUUUUGAAAAAAGAUAUGUGUCCAGAAAUUGUUCAAAAGAAAGAAAUAACAGACAUUAUGGCUCACUCUCAGACCUCAAAUAUUGAAGCUUUUUCUAAAAUCAACAAAAUUUCAAAUACACCGCAAAUAGAUGCUGAGAUUUAUUUAGGCAUAGUAGGGCACGACAGCCAUCCUGAAACAGAAUGCAAGAUCAAAAACAUAGAUGCCUACCCUCAGGACUUCUUGUCACCAUUGGGAGAUAAAGGCACAGACAUGACUCCCCUACCCCUUGUUUUGGACCCAACUUCAGAGCUCUCAUUUUCUGUCAAUACUCCAACAGACUCAGCUAUGUCACCUUUGACAUCCAGUUCUUUGGAUUGUUUGACGCCUGGAGACCCAUGGGGGGGAGGAGGCACUGGGUGGAGAGCGUUAGGAACUGACACUCCUUACCGGGAUUCUGCCUACUUUUCUGAUAGUGACUGGGAAGGGGAGGGUGCAAACAGGAGGAGUGGAGAUGGGGUGAAUCUGUCUCGUCCUAGCAGCAGCAGAAGUGGAGAGAGGGGGAUGCUGAUGGGGAUAGAGGAGAGAGCAGAGGUAGAAGAGGAGGGAGAGACAGAGGGAGAAACCUUAAGAAAAGAAGUAAAUAGGACAAAGGACCAGAUGGAAGGAACACUGACUUCAAAUGAAAAGAUGGCAGUGGAGACAGAGAGGGAAAUACAAAACCGCUGGACGGAGAAUAAGAAGAUUGCAGAAAUAAGUGCCAGAGAAAAAGAACCGUCCCUCAAUGUAGAGAAUAGACUCAGGAAAGCAGCUGAUCUUGAAGAAAGAAAUAUUGGUCUGAUUGAAUUAGCUCACGAUACAGAGAUGGAUUCAAAGCAGAAAGAAUUCACUGAAAUAUCCAGCAAUCUAUUUGAAAGGACAAAGGGCACAGAUCCAAAUUUGAAAGAGCUUGAUAGCCAGGCACUGUUUCCAGAAAAGACACAAACUGAAGGUAGUGCUGAGUUCAUAGCCAAGUUAUUCUCAACUUUAGAUUGUCAACCUUUAAAAGAUUUCUCAUACAAUGACGGAAAUGAGGUGGAUUACAAAGUAUAUUCCCAUAUUGAUAAUUAUCACAAUAUGGGUGACAAGGCCCAGAAUGAUUCUUUUAUUGAUCUGUUGUCUGAUGGAAAAACAAAGGAAAUUAUUUUUCAGGAUCCAGUGGAGAAAGAUUUCAAGUCUGUCUGUAAUGCUGUUACAGAGAAAGACAGUUUGAGAGGAAUUCCUGGUAGUGAAAUAUACCCAGGAAUGAAGGAUAAUGAGCAGGAAUCCAAAAAAGAAUUCCUAACUAAUGCAUCACAUUUGAAUUUCAAAGAUAAGAGUGACAAAGAUUUGAUAUUGCCAGAAUACCAUGAAGUAAAUGAUGAUGGGCAACAAGGGUUACCGUCAUACUCCAGUCCUGACAACAGAGAAUCUAGACUAUGUAGGUUCUAUAAUGUAGUAACUAGUGAAACAGGAUCCAAGGAUAAGUUUGAUUCAGUGUUGGAACCCAACCAUGAGGGGCAUACAGACAAAACAAAAGUGCAUAUCUCCCAGUCUUAUUGGGGAGAGAGGAUUAUUGAAACCCCUACCAGAAAAGAUGCUAAUGACUCUGAGGUCCAGCAUCAAGAUGCCAAUGAGCUGGGCUUAAGGAAUCUUUGUUACUCAGAGCAUAGCAAUGAUGAGAGAGCUAACUCAGAAUCAGAAACCGAAAAGCAGUUAGCUGCUGGGGAACUCUGUUAUACAAUUCAGGAGAAUCUGGACAGUGACAAACAGGAUGAAGGAAGAGCAAGGGAAAUGCUAACCGAGGUCUCACCCAGGGCAAGUUUCAUUGAGAGUUUGGAUAUGGAGUCAAAAGGAUUACAGCUGAAAGCUAAGGAACUGUGGAAUGCUAUGGAGGAAGAGGAAGAAGGAACAGGAGGAGCUGUGAGAGGAGAGUUAGACUGUUAUCGAUUCAAAAAAGGAGAUCUCCAUCUGUGGCCAGCAGAAAAUGACCAGUGGGCCUCAGCAGAACCUGUGAAUCAAGAGGUGGAACUAGGAACAGAGCUCUUCUCUGGUUUCAAUAGGGAUACAUGGAGAGACAAAGAAGAUGUGGCUUUGGGGCGUGGAUUCUGGGAGGUUGAAGAGAAUGAUGAACUUGCAGGAAGCGAGCCGCAUCCUUCUGUCUUUUCAAGUUGUCAAGACACGGUCAAUGAUGAGAGGCAAGGACAGGCUGACUUCCCUCACAUAGAUACAAAAUUCUUAGAGAUGCAGUCCAUGCCUAGCCAGGCUUCAGGUGUCAUGGAAAGCCAGUUAUUGACUGACCAUGGACAUGGGAUACAGCAGGAGGAGAAUGUUGAAAAUCCUGAUCUGGACGUUGAAGGACAAGAAAUUAGAGAGGAAUGUACGAUUUUAGAGGUAGAGAAUUUGGAAAACCCAGUGCAGGAGAGUCUCACCCAUACAAAAAACGAGGAUAGUCAUAGUGGGACGGGAAGAGAUUUUGAAAUACAGAAAGGCGACACUGAAAGCCCUAAGAUGCCAUAUUUGCAACAUCAGCUGGAAGGAGAUUUUGCAGAAGAAAAUCAAAACUUCAACAGAUGUUCACUGCCUGCAGAUGGAAACCAAAAGUUAGAUGUUGUCAGGAUGGAAGAGAACACCAGCUGUCUUCAUUCAUUUAAUCAUAGUAAAGAAAACCAAGUCACCCACUCAGAUGUUAACAGAGAUCUGGGAGUGGAUUGUAUGGAGAACAGUCAGAUUCUGGGCAUAGGAAUAACUGAGGAAAAUGCAAAAGAUCAGUUCUGUGGUGUGAAAGACCUCCCAGUUACAACUGAGAAUAUAAAUUCAAGUCAAUCCAUUUGUUUUACUAAUGCAUUUCAGAUAGAGGUUGAUGCUGACAUUGUGGCAAAUGUUGAGAAUGAAGUUCUCAACAAACACCAAGGUGAACCUGAACUGUCCUGUCAGGAAUUGCUCCCUGUGGAGACUGAAGAUAAGAAAACCUUUGAAAAUUCAGGCAAAGAAGCAGAAAACCAUGUUUCUUGUACUGGCCCCCUAAAUUCUACAAAUUCCAGUGAUAGCUGCAAUGUUCAAGGUUUAGUUCCUCAUCUGGACUCAGUGAAGGAAGACAUUUCUAAUGAUCAGGUCUCUCACACCCCAAGUGUUACAGAAUCCCAAACCAAUUUACUAGCAAAUAUGUCUCAAAGCCCAAACAGUUUUCAUAAUGAAGUUCACUGUAUGGAAAUCAAGGAUGUCAGUGAUACAGGUUUAUUCCUCUCCCACACAAAAACUGAAUCCCAAACAGCAGCUGUUGCUGAAACCCAGGAAGAUUCAUCCUUUGCAAAGAAGCAGGUUGAAUUUACCAGCAGUGAAACUUCUACACAAAUCGAAAACUACUCACAAAUACUUAGUUCUAGUACAGACUCAUCUAAUGUUCAAGAAAAGACAAAUUCCAAAAUUUCAGAGGUAAUGGUAAACUGUGAAUCUAACCAGCUGUAUUCUGAGGGAGUACAAGAUUGUGAACCUCACAGAGACUCUGGUUUGUCAGUACUCCAACACUGCCAUCAGAAUACAGACAUAUUGUCUAAAGUUGAGACAACUUUGCAGUCAGAACACAGUCCUGUUGUGGUGCCCAGCUGCACCUCCACUGUGACUCUGGGAGGCUGUGCAGCCCCUCAAGAGUCAUCCGGGGAUUUCACUCAGAACAAGGGGACCUCUGCAAAUCUGGAGGCUUCACCUGUACCGCUAGCUCAAAUCUGCCGUCCCACUAAUCAACAGAAUCUCUGCCAACCUUGCAGUGUGGGUCAAAACGAAGAAAACACCAUAUCCCAGAAACUCUCCCUCCCGUCCUUCUCCCAGUGUUCACUCACUUCUAUCCCCGAGUUAUUGAUAUCUGAGUGGAAGGACUUAGAUGAGGAGCCCUUGGAAGAUUUUGAGAAGCUUGAGCAGCUGUGUCGUAUUUCUGGGGAUGAAGGCACUCUGGGUGAUCUCUUCUUGGAGAACCUUGAAUUAUUGGAAUCCCUGAAAAAGACCCCGGAGCAAAAGUCCAAAGGUUCAGCUGAGAUGGGGAUGGGUAAAGAAACGUCUUCUACUUGGGAAGGGGAGAGGACAAUGCACCUAAAAGGAGAGGCAGGGGGAGUCUCUGAAAGUUUCGUGCCCACAUCAGACAACGCCGAUCAACUUCUGAGAUCCAGGCUGUAUCAACAACCUGAUGGAAGUCAAGAAAUGGUCCCAGGUCCUUCCUCUCUUGUGCAGUCUCCUUUUGGAGAGGUGAAGCCUGGAUCUGAGGAACGAUCACUGGCUUCACCAUGCCACCCUUCUGAAAAAAAUGUGGGUCAAAGGUCACUGUCCAAAAUGCCAGCUAAAAAUGGAUUAAUGAUGCAGGUGUGUGAAGAGAGAUUGCAGUACUCCCUCAGUGAAAACGUAAAGAAGAAUGUGCUGUGGGGGUCACCCGUGAGUGAGUCGGUUGUUCUCCGUCCCUGGAGCGACCCCAUAACAGAGGGAGGAGACAGACCAAGAGAAAAAGACAGUCAGAGCAGUGAUCACAAAGAGGAGCCCCAGCCUGCAGCUCAUUCUGCCAUUUUUGAAGAACCCUUCGUUGCCACUCGGGACCCACUGACUUUGGCUGGACAUGAAGCUGAGAUCACACCUCCUUUGGUUGUAUCAAACCAAGCAAUGAAAGCCAAACUAGCACGUCUCUCCCUCUCCCUGCCCCCUCUUGCCCUCUCUCUACCUCUCUCUCCCAGUCCCCGGGUAGGAUUUUGGGAAGGUGGGGGGAAUAGAGAGAGAGGUGGGCGAAGAAGGGGAGCAUCUACAGGAAGUGACCCUGAUGAAGAGGAUGAAGAAGAGCAAGAAGAAGAAGGGUCCAGGAGAGUGAUUGUUGUCACAGAGACAGAUGUGGAUAGACGUGUGGGGUUGAGGAGCUCACUGAAAUCACCACGGGAACCAACAGAAAGAGAAAAAGAGAGAGGAAGAAAUGUGUCUUUUUUUGACGAUGUCACUGUCUAUCUCUUCGAUCAGGAGACACCAACCAAUGAGCUUAGCACUGGCUCUGUACCCACCAGUCCAUCUCCUUCUCAAGAUGAAUCAAGAACUGCCUCAUCUAUAGAGGCAUUAGCAGCGAGUGGUGCUGUGGAGUCCAGGGAAAGUGACGAUCUGUCAAUCAACCCCAAGAUGUCAGGAGCUAAUUCUGUGACAUCACGCUUUACUGUUAGCCCUGCCCAUGACCCUCAUUUAGUCUGACACGCUUUUCUUACAUUUUACUGAAGUCAGCCCUCAAACAAAAAACCUGAAAAUACUACUGAAGUUUAUCCUGCUGUUCACUGUUGUUAGAGUUACUUUAAAGUGAUGCAAAGACUCCCAUUCUAGAUGUUUGAGACAUUCCAGGUUUUACCAGCUGCAGGAUCUUGUAUAUGAAACUCCACCUGGAGCUGGAUAUUUGUUUCCCUUUUGUCGCCUCAUUUGAGGUGUAUUUGCAGACAUGGCAGUAACUUACUAUUUUGUGAUAUCGAUAUAGAGCCUGUAGCUUAGUAAAAUCUGAAACUGAUUUAACUGCUAUGCAAUGGAAGUCUUUAUGUACCAUCUCUUUCCUCUCUCUGUACCUCCCCUUACAAACAGGGGGUGCACUUUCUCUGUUUCCUGCCUAUGUGUAAGCUUGAAUUGAAAUCAUUACAUUGUAAUAUAAUUUUCAUUUGCAGUCGACUAUACAUGUAUGUCCCAUCUGGGAGGAAGCUAUUUGAACGUACUCAACUAUUUGAAAGUACUCAUUGUAUAAAAAAAGAAACAAUUGUGAAUCUUUCAAGUGUAAACAAGAUUAUUUUAGACUCAUUUAUUUUAGAAUUAUUCGUAGAAUGCAUGAAAAGAUUAAUAUCAACAGUUCACUUUUUAUGAUUUAUACAUAAUUUGUUUUUUAAUUUAUGUCAC
Megalops cyprinoides (Indo-Pacific tarpon) is the source of this 11003-nucleotide messenger RNA. RefSeq lists its product as uncharacterized. The coding region runs from base 468 to 10322 and encodes 3284 amino acids. The record is from RefSeq and is a predicted model, not a curated record. Gene Ontology annotation, biological process: protein phosphorylation. Lineage: Eukaryota; Metazoa; Chordata; Actinopteri; Elopiformes; Megalopidae. Gene Ontology annotation, molecular function: ATP binding; protein kinase activity. The transcript is spliced from 16 exons.